CCUUCAAGACGUGGGACCUGGGAGCGGCGGUCGUCCGGCCCAAUCCCUGGAAAGGAAGGCGUGGUCGGUCCGACCCUGCGGAUCCCUCCGCCCGCGUUUGCCAGGCUGUAACCGCGGGAGCCGCCAUUUUGAAUGCUGAUCCUUGCUUUUCGGGUCUGUGUCUUAUUUUUUCCCGGCUGGAUUCGGUCAGGAGGAACGGAACAGCAUGCUGGGCUCUGGAUUUAAAGCUGAGCGUUUACGAGUCAAUUUGAGAUUAGUCAUAAAUCGUCUUAAACUUCUGGAGAAAAAAAAAACGGAACUGGCCCAGAAAGCAAGGAAGGAGAUUGCUGACUAUCUGGCUGCUGGGAAGGAUGAGCGCGCUCGCAUCCGAGUGGAGCAUAUUAUCCGGGAAGACUACCUUGUGGAGGCUAUGGAGAUCCUGGAGUUAUACUGUGACCUGUUGCUGGCUCGGUUUGGCCUCAUCCAGUCUAUGAAGGAGCUAGAUUCUGGUCUGGCUGAAUCUGUAUCUACACUUAUCUGGGCUGCUCCUCGACUCCAGUCAGAAGUAGCUGAGUUGAAAAUAGUUGCUGAUCAGCUUUGUGCCAAGUAUAGCAAGGAAUAUGGCAAGUUAUGUAGGACCAACCAGAUUGGAACUGUGAAUGACAGGUUAAUGCACAAACUGAGUGUGGAGGCUCCACCCAAAAUCCUAGUGGAGAGAUAUUUGAUUGAAAUUGCCAAGAAUUACAAUGUGCCCUAUGAACCUGACUCUGUGGUCAUGGCGGAAGCCCCUCCUGGGGUAGAGGCAGAUCUUAUUGAUGUUGGAUUCACUGAUGAUGUGAAGAAAGGCGGUCCUGGAAGAGGAGGAGGAGGUGGUGGAUUCACAGCACCAGUUGGUGGACCUGAUGGAACGGUGCCAAUGCCCAUGCCCAUGCCCAUGCCAUCUCCAAAUACUCCUUUCUCAUAUCCACUCCCAAAGGGACCAUCGGAUUACAAUGGAUUGCCAGUGGGGACUUAUCAGGCCUUUCCCAAUAUUCAUCCACCUCAGAUACCAGCAACUCCCCCAUCGUAUGAAUCUGUUGAUGACAUUAAUGCUGAUAAGAAUGUCUCUUCUGCACAGAUUGUUGGUCCUGGACCCAAGCCAGAAGCCUCUGCAAAGCCCCCUUCCAGACCUGUAGAUAACUAUGAUAACUUUGUACUGCCAGAGUUGCCAUCUGUGCCAGACACACUACCAAGUGCAUCUGCUGGUGCCACCACCUCGGCAUCUGAAGACAUUGACUUUGAUGAUCUCUCCCGGAGAUUUGAAGAGCUGAAAAAGAAAACAUAGGCCUUUUAAACCAGGCAGCAUCCUAGUUCUGGGACUGAGCAGCUUCUCCUUGUAACAAAAGAAUCUCCUUGAAAUUCCAUUUCAUCUGUUAACCGUCACUGAAUGCAUUUUUCUAUGGGCUCUCCUCCUGCUCUGCCAAAUUCUUCUGAUUUCUAGUUCUCUAUUGCUCCUAAGAGACUAAUGACUGGAGGCUCUAUGAGGCCAAAGCAGCUGGCAGCUGUACUUGUCCAUUUCUUGUCAGUGUGGUCCCACGUUUUCUCCUGGCCUGCCCUCCAUCCCUCCACUGGAGAGUGAGAAAGUGAAAGCAUUGUGGGGAGUACUGCCAUUGAUGGGUAGACCGUGGAGACUAGCACUUCGUAAGUGUCUCAGCCUGUGCUGAGUUUCCAGACUUAGAAACAAGUCUGGGGGAUUUGUGGUCAGUGAGACUCAAGGCUGAGGUACGUGUUUUCUUGCUCUCUAACAUGAAUGGGAGAGAGAAAAUGACUGAGGAAGCCAUUUUAACGUUCCUGGAAACGGGGCCCUCUCAUUGGCAUGUACAGGACACUCCUUGCUGCAGGGCACUGUUCUACCUGGAUCCAGUUAACAAAGUUUAUUUGGAAAGUUGAUGGCCUCUCUUAGUUCUACUGGAUUCUCAGGGAGCCCUCUGUGGCCUUUUGCUUUAUUUUGAGUGUUCUGUUUCCUCUUUUUCCUGUUUUUCCUAUAACACAUUCUGUUGGAUUGCAUUACUGGCAGAGGAAUGAUAGGCCAUAUAUUGGACAGAAACUGCCAUUCAAGGCUAGCGUGGGCUUCCAGCUGUCUUAACAGAAGAACUCAAAUCUCUCUUGGGUAGUGAGCUGGAAAUCCUACAGGAGAAGAAGGGCUCCUGUUUUCAUUUGAAAACUAUGAAUUUAAGUGGAACCUUUAAAAACUGAUCACAGAUAUUUUUGGUGCCCACGUGGCUAUAGUUGUUCACUGCUUUCCAGGAUGGAUGAAAUUCUUAUGGUUGUGAUUUAUGUGCUCCUUUGCCGCCUAGCUAAAGCCAUCCUUUCCUACAGGGAUGACUUUGGGGAUUGGAAGAUGACUUUUUCUUCUGUGUAGUGGAUCUGUAUAUACCUGUUUCAAGCAAUUUAAUGUUUUUGAUUGGUUUGUAUCUCAUAGCUCAGUAGCUGCUAAUAAAGUUAAAGAUUCUGUGCCCUGCUUUCCCUGUGUUUGGUCAAGUGAUAAAGCACAAAUUUGGAUACUAGAGGAGCUUUUUAAGCAAGUAAUUUGUGCUGAUGCAGUAGCCAGAUCUCAGCUUCUGCUCCCUCAGUGUGGAUGCCUUGGACAGUACCCACUUUGAUCUCUGGAUUUAAGCCUAGAUAGCAUCUGUGAGUUUGGUAGUUUGGUUUGUUACUGCUCUGGGAGAGGGUUCCCAUCUGCCAAACUUCAUGCUUUGUAUCUUUAUUUUUGAUAAGCUGCAGUGAGCUCCCUUCUGACUUACUCAUUUCCCACGGCCAUUCUGGAACUUGGGUGGUGAGUGUUCUGUUAUUUGCUGCUUGGGAGCAGCGCUGUUUUAUCCUAUAUGAGUCUCACAGUGUUAGCCCUGUCACGACAGUGCCAAGACCCAUAAACACAGGAACUUGGAGCCAACGUGACUUUGAUUCCUCACUGACUUACACAGUUAAGAACAAAGUAUAUGACAUAUGUUUGUAAUUUUUUAAGCAAUGCCAUGCAAAGAUAAGUAAUAAUCAGUAUACUAUGAAGUAAUAAGCCAAAGGAGGUAACAGGAUUAAAAUAGUUCAUCUUCUAAAAUGUCAGUGCAGUGCCCACUGAGGUCAUAGCUGCCUGCAAAGAUGAGGUUGUGCUUUGUUGCUGCUGGAUUCCUAACAAACUUGAGAGCUUCUGUAGCAGCAUAUCUAUUAGUGCAUCUUCUUUCUGGGUCUAUUUGAACACAGAAGGAGAAAAGUGAGAAAACUGAAAUUGUUGCUAAUGUUGGAGGGAAAAUAGUGCUAAAGACUCAGAACUUUCCAUUAAUGCUUUACUGUCAGGAGUUGGAGUGUUUCCGCUACUUAAUGGUUGAGAGCCAGCUAUCUUUAUAGGCUAGUGGAUAUAGAAUGUAAUACAUUCUUGGUAAAUUGGGUUUCCUAGCAGAAUGGUUAGAGAUUUUGAGACUAAUAAAGGAAAUAUGAUAAUAUUUUGCAUUAUGUCACUCAAGCUAAGCAUCCACAAUUGAGUUUUUCCAAUGAUAUAACAUGUUGAUACAAGUUAUAUUUAAAUUACCAACCAGAGUUACCUACCGUAUGGGACUUUCUUUACCAAAGGCCAUUGGCCAUUAGAAUGGCAGGAACAAAAAGGUUAAUGAUCACAGGUACCGUCAGGAUGACACUAGUGAGGAUCAAAAAGGAGCCCAAGACUCUUUUAUCUAAAACAAUAACCUGGAAAGACAACAGAAACACAUUUUGAGUGAUACAUUGAAGGACUGAUAGUUUAAUUUCCACUUUAAAAACAAUCUAUGUGCUAAUGUUUGGGAUAUAUUCAUGAAAAAAAUUUAUGUUUGGUGGAAACUAGGGAGAGAAGCAAAAAGAUGUUAAAAAGGAAAAUACUUUUAACUAGACAGAACAAAAUGACUGAUAUACAAGGAUGUUAAAAUAGUGACUUCAGGGCCUUCACAAGAAGUAAACAGGUGAGUUGCAAUGAAAUUAUAAAUUAUUCAAAUCCCAUUCACGUUUUGGCAAUUUUGGAAAAUGUGUCUAAACAUGGAAGCUUCAAGGCGUAGCAGAAGCAUGUUGAAAGAAUAAAUGUGUACCAGAAAUAAUGAAAAUUGUCUCUGCCAUGCCAGGAAACUCUAAACACAAGAGCAUUCCAAUAAAAUUUAACAGCCACAGAAAACUGGAA
Molecule: messenger RNA, 4156 nt
Organism: Choloepus didactylus (southern two-toed sloth)
Lineage: Eukaryota; Metazoa; Chordata; Mammalia; Pilosa; Megalonychidae
Gene: IST1
Product: IST1 factor associated with ESCRT-III
Exons: 10
Coding region: 206-1303 (365 amino acids)
Biological process (GO): protein transport
Source: RefSeq, a predicted model, not a curated record